AUGGCCCUAUUUUUCCGUGCGCUAGCAUGCCUAGUGGUCGUCGCUAUAACAAAUGCUUAUGGCGCAUCGGUCGGGAACAAUGCAGACAUAUAUAUCGCCAACAAGGUUAUCGCGCCCGACGGAUUCGAAAGAUCAGGUGUGCUUGCAGGCACGGCUGCCGGCGUCGAUGUCACUGGGCCACUCAUACGAGGAUUCAAGGGGAACCGGUUCCGCCUCAAUGUCAUCAACCAAUUAUCAGACUCAUCUAUGCUGAAGACCACAAGCAUUCAUUGGCAUGGCUUCUUCCAAGAGGGGUCCUCAUGGGCAGAUGGUCCAGCGUUUGUUACACAGUGUCCCAUCGCAUCAGGGGACAGUUUUUUGUAUGACUUUCGCGUUCCAGACCAAGCUGGAACAUUCUGGUACCAUGCCCAUCUAUCUACGCAAUACUGCGACGGCCUCAGGGGUGCUUUCGUAGUUUAUGACCUUUUAGACCCCCAUAGAUUGAGAUACCUUGUGGAUAAUGAUGAUACAGUGAUUACUUUAGCGGACUGGGUAAGGAUCUCAGGAUAUCUUCACGCACAUGUCUUACGUGUUUUACAGUAUCACACUGUCGCCCCUCAAGCAGGACUUGUUCCAGUCCCGGACAGCACCUUGAUAAACGGCAGAGGCCGCUACGCUGGUGGACCUACUGUGCCAUUGGCCUUGAUUCGCGUUCUCUGGGGCAUCAAGUAUCGUUUCCGUCUCGUUUCUCUUUCUUGCGAUCCCAACUACACGUUUUCUAUCGACGGCCACAAGAUGACCAUUAUCGAAGUGGACGGCGUCAAUACAAAGCCCCUGGAAGUUGACAGCAUCCAAAUCUUCGCAGGCCAACGAUAUUCGUUUGUUCUACAUGCCAACCAGCGUAUCGCAAACUACUGGAUACGUGCAAAUCCUAAUUUAGGUACCAGAGGCUUUGAAGGAGGCCUCAACUCCGCUAUUCUUCGUUAUUAUGGAGCACCCAACCAGGAUCCGACAACGACGGAAGGAACUAGUACGAAGCCUCUUAUUGAAACGAAUCUUGUCCCCCUUCGUAAUGCUGGCGCUCCCGGCGUCCCUGGUGUUGGCAAUGCAGAUGUCAACAUCAACUUGGCUAUGGCUUUCGAUUUCCCAUCACUUCAAUUCACCAUAAAUGGUGCUCCGUGGACGUCCCCGACCAGCCCGGUGCUCCUUCAAAUCAUCAGCGGUGCAUCCUCUGCCGCUGAUCUCCUCCCUCCUGGAUCCGUCUACGCGCUACCACGUAACAAAGUUGUCGAGCUCUCCAUCCCUGCUUUGGCAGUCGGAGGCCCGCAUCCUAUCCACUUGCAUGGCCAUGUUUUCGACGUGGUAAGAAGUGCAGGAAGCUCAACAUAUAACUACCGAAACCCUGUUCGACGCGAUGUCGUUUCCACCGGAACGGGGAGCGAUAAUGUCACUAUCCGUUUCAAAACAGAUAAUCCUGGGCCUUGGUUCCUUCACUGCCACAUCGAUUGGCAUCUAGAGAUUGGCCUGGCCGUAGUUUUCGCGGAAGAUACAGCCUCCACUGCAAGGCAGCGCCCUCCCCAAUCUUGGUCAGAUCUCUGCCCAAUAUAUGACAGUUUGACUGAAGAGCAGAAAGGCGGCAUUGUUUAA
This is a messenger RNA of Pleurotus ostreatus (oyster mushroom), 1626 nucleotides long. RefSeq names its product laccase. The transcript has 18 exons. The record is from RefSeq and is a predicted model, not a curated record. Bases 1 to 1626 code for a protein of 541 amino acids. Gene Ontology annotation, molecular function: oxidoreductase activity; copper ion binding. Lineage: Eukaryota; Fungi; Basidiomycota; Agaricomycetes; Agaricales; Pleurotaceae.